AUGUUGGAAUUUAUACAACUCCCUCUCGAACUAUUUUAUUUAAUUUUUCAUAAACUUGACGAACAAGCUUUACGUAGUUUAGCAAGAGUUUCACGUUAUUGUAAUAUUUUAAUUUCAGACAAUGUGGUUUGGAGUCGAAUGGCUUUAAACCGUUGGGAAGAUAAAGAGGGAAUGAGAGAAGUAUGCGAUAGGAAUCGCAGAUUUUGGUUUGAAAGUCCUGGUGCCUGGAAACGUGUUUAUGAUUUCGUUGAGAAAGAAGCAACGCGAAUUUCAUUGGACGCGAAUGACUUGGUUGAAAAUAUUUGGUACUGUGCGCCUAUUGAUAAUCCCAGGGACACGUUAGUGGAAUUCUAUCAAGACGGUACCUACAUUCAUCAUCUUCCUUUUAAACAGUAUUUUUCGUGGACCAUUGCUAGCGAUGGAUCUAUAUGUUUGAACCAAAAACCUUUUAGAUCGUACAGGUGUCCUAAUUGGAAUUUAAUAAUCUCAAAUGACUACUUGGUUUUUAAAUCAUCCGGCGCUGAAAGUUUUAAAAGAAAAUUAAGAGAAUUUAACUUUAUUGGUCCCGAGAAUUGA
Molecule: messenger RNA, 576 nt
Organism: Dentiscutata heterogama
Lineage: Eukaryota; Fungi; Glomeromycota; Glomeromycetes; Diversisporales; Gigasporaceae
Source: the annotation of a GenBank genome assembly